UGGGAAAAUGGAAGUAUGGACGAGCUGGCAACUGCACUGGGUGGGCGGGUGGCGAGGCAGGCGGCGGCAAACUCAACCCAACUUUCCUACCAACAGUCUCAGCCUACCUUCCGUGGCGUCCGCAUCAUUACUUACACCUACCCCUCUCCUCAUAUCAAGAUGAUGAUGGCUCGUCCCUGUUUUGUGGCUCUCCUGUGUGUGGCCCUGUGGUGUGGCGUGGUGUUCGGCCAGGAAAAAAACGACGCUACCGAUGCCAAGGAGGAUACCACUGUGGACAAUGACGCUUCCCCUGACCAGCAGCCACCCAAGGAGAUGGUAGAUGAGGCGGCGUCCUCGACCACUUCUAGUACCACGACCACUACUGAGGGAUCCAACGCUGCUCCUGGUGAAGCUUCGCCAAGUGACGGCACCAUGGAGAAGGAGGCCGAGAUGGAGGGGGUGAUGGGUGAUGAUGAUGAUGAUGAGGGGGAUGAGGAUGAGAAUGAGGAGGAUGAGGGGGAUGAGAUGGAGGAGGAUUAUGUGGAGAAUGAGGAGGUGGCUGAUGCUGAGGCUUCCUCCAGCACGGACGAGAACGGCGCGGCCACCCUGAGCGUGUCCUUGUCCUCCCUGAUGCUCGCUACUCUCCUCGCCAAGGUGUACGCCCACUGAACGCCAGCCAUCCACCACUCCCUCCUCGAUAUCAUCAAAAGGCCUUAUUAACACCGGGCGCCGACGUUCCUGCUUGGCGUCUGAUAGCACAAAGUAGCGGAGAGAGAGAGAGAGAAAGAGAGAAAGAGAGAGUGAGUGAGUGAGUGUUGAAUUUCGAGGAUGAAUUGAAAAAAGAGUGACGUGGCCGCUUGUGACCCUCCCGUCCCCCGCUGUUCCUUGGGGGCUGUGGUUUAUAAACAGAGAGAAAAUAAUAGUAAAGGAAACUUAGUGCACACUUCGUAAUGCAUAGAAUCACCUGGGUUAAAAAAAAAGAUGAUAAUAAUAAUAAUAAUAAUAAUAAUAAUAAUAAUAAUGAUAGUAAUGAUAAUGAUAAUGGAAGUCGAAGUUUUGCAGUGCCGUUCAAAUUUUACUAAAGCUUGUUUAUUAUAUAUAUCUUUGCCUUGCGCGUGUGUCUCUGUGUAUGUGUGAGUUUGUUUGUGUUGCGAGUGUUACGUCAACACAACUCACAGAUCAGCUUCUUUUUGUUUUGUUUAUCAGUGGGCCAUUGUCACCAUUCCAGUAGUGCCUCGUGAGGGCGUCAUUCUUUGUGAUCUGUUCCAAGUAUCGUGAUAUACAAGCACAACGUAUUAUUGGUUGUCUGGGUAAUAAUCCAAACAUGCACAACGCUUUCUGGGUAAAAAAAAAGAUGUCCAUGUAAAAUUAUUGUACGUACGCCACAACCUAUCGCCUCCGUUAGUACUACGUAGCAAGCCGCCGCCCGCGAGGUGUCCGUGGCAACUAUUUAUUAUCAAUGCCACGGCAGCUUUGGCGGCGAGUCUCGAACUGAAUCCAGCUUUCAUUGGUACUUAACAAAACAAAAACCCCCACAAAAAAAAGUCAAAUAUCCGCACACGAGGAGUGACUGUGGAGCUGGUGCCCGGCUGCAUCUUGCGUCCACCUGCUUGCCGAGUGGAGGUCCUCUCUUCCACUCCGAACUUGAGAUAGAGUAGAACUAUUAAGCGGAUUUCUUCUCCUUCUACCCAGAAUCUGAGUCGGAUUAUCAUAAGGAUAUAUGUGAGCAUCUUUCGGAUUAUCAAAUGGAGGUUUUUUUUUAUCCUCUUCUCUAAAUCCAAAAGUAAAUCUGAUUAUACCAAACGAUUUUUUUCUCUUUCACUCCAAAAUAAAGUAAAAGUCGUCCUUAUGAGAAAUUCUGGAGAUUCUUCAGUAAAUAAGUCGUAUAAUCAUCCUAAACCAAAGUGCAGAGCCGGGAACCUUCAUCCGCGUGACUUCUUGUUUGUAGUUUUAUACUGUCCGGUGUUCGCUAAGGCUCAGUACAGCCACUACCAGCCUUCCCUGUUCAUGCCAAAUUCCAUGCUUUCAACCAAGUCCAUAAGAAACCAGUCAAGUGUUUAUAUAUAGCAUUGUCCCUCCCACCUGUCUGUCGCCUCUGUGGUUCAGCCUCGUUCUUCUCUUCCCUAAAGGUCAUCUGAGCUGGCGAACACACUAUUUACUAUCGAUGCUCUAGUUACUCCGAGCUGGUCUGUACUUGCCGACAUUCCCUGCCCAGUAUUUGUAUAUUUUUCCACUUUUCUGUGAGAUGUAAAACCCGAAAGCCUGUUGUAGUGUCACCCUUUUCCUUCAUGUAAUAUUCUGAAAUAAACAUUAACCAUCACCA
Messenger RNA from Portunus trituberculatus (swimming crab), 2302 nucleotides. RefSeq names its product nucleolin-like. The coding region runs from base 16 to 648 and encodes 210 amino acids. The transcript has 4 exons. The record is from RefSeq and is a predicted model, not a curated record. NCBI's taxonomy places the organism in Eukaryota, Metazoa, Arthropoda, Malacostraca, Decapoda, Portunidae.